UGGCUAUGAACCAUCAGCACAAUGGCUAGCACCAAUGAUAAAAACCAUUCAAAUCAUUUUCUAGAAAACAAGACCAUAGUCAUUGCAGGGGCAGGCAUUGCUGGAUCUGCUUUCUUAGUCGGCCUUCAGAAACUAUGGAAUACGAAUCUCGGCAAGCCAACCAUCAUCAUAUACGAACGUGAUGCACAAGACGUAGCUGCUCAAAGAGAGACAUACAAUCUAUCUUUGACCGGGUUCGACGACUCGGGCGGCCUCGUUGCGCUCAGAAACUUCGGCUUACUUGAUGAAGCUCUAGGGAGAGCUGUUUCGGGGAUUGGCGGAGUUGGUUCUUUCAAGAUAUGGGACGCCAGGUGGAAAGAACAGGUCUCAUUCAGCAGAAAACCCGUCUCUGGGAUUCCGUCAACCAGCAUUCGAAUUUCUCGAAAGGACAUUCGUCAAGUCCUCCAGAAUUCAUUCUGUCUUGAUGAUUACUGUACCAUCCGCUGGGAGUCGCAAUGUGUUUCUGCCACCCAACUCUCGGAUGGUCGCUUAAGAGUACGAGUGAUUCACGGAAACGGUGACUCUGAGAGCGAACACGACUGUGAUCUCCUUAUAGCUGCGGAUGGGGCGAACAGCAAGCUACGACAAAGCCUUCGCCCAGACGAUACGCUAAUUUAUAACGGCGCAGUGCUCAGAGGAGGAAUUGCAACAUUCCAAGAGUCUCUUCCACAGCAACUUAGUGAAGAUUGGGGCUUCGUCGUCUCACGCACUGGUGUGUCGGCUUUCUUUUCGCCCAUCGACAAACACAGAAUCCUGUGGACUGUUGGCCAGAAGGAAAACCAUGUGCCCCGACUGGAUCAUGGGUCACAGACUGAAGUGCAGGCCGUCAUAGACAAGAGUCUUGAGCUUGGAUCGCACAUUCCCGAGCCCUUCCCGAGCAUUGUCAAGCAAACCGACCCCAAGACAGUUUUGCUCUUAAACUCACGAGAUAAGAUGCCGUUUUAUCAUGACGACAUAGCAAAAAUACCUGCCAUCUUUCUCGGCGAUAGCAACCAUGCACUCAGCCCAUUUGCAGGAAUUGGGGCCAAUUUGGCACUGGUGGAUGGAUGGGACAUGGCAAACCAGCUUUGCAGCCAGAACAGCUUAGAGGAGGCUGUCAAGGCAUACGACGAUCUCAGUGUGACAAGAGCAACACGACAUGUCAAGCGGUCGAGAGGAAUGAUCAAGGCCGCUCAUGACACCGGUUUGCGAUACUACCUGUUUUGGUGUAUGUUGUUUGUGGGCAAGUUUGUGAGAUGGGUCUUGUUUAAGACGGGCCGUUGAACUGAGCUGGAUGUUUAUUAGCGGGGAUUGCGGGAGAAGCGGCAGACUAGACUUAUGCAGGGAGGCUAACAAGGUUUGACAGCUCUUUGUACCUAGACCGCGACGUAAGAUUGCUGAAUUUCCAUGUCGCUGUUGAUAUCGCCAAUAGGGCGUCUAUUUCGAGGAAAAUGUUGACCGAUCAAGAGAACGAAUUGAGUUUUGAGUUGUAAAAAUAGACCACGUAAGGUACCUCG
This is a messenger RNA of Trichoderma virens Gv29-8, 1535 nucleotides long. RefSeq lists its product as uncharacterized. Gene Ontology annotation, molecular function: FAD binding. Lineage: Eukaryota; Fungi; Ascomycota; Sordariomycetes; Hypocreales; Hypocreaceae. The record is from RefSeq and is a predicted model, not a curated record. The transcript has a single exon. The coding region runs from base 22 to 1302 and encodes 426 amino acids.